Molecule: messenger RNA, 1938 nt
Organism: Trematosphaeria pertusa
Lineage: Eukaryota; Fungi; Ascomycota; Dothideomycetes; Pleosporales; Trematosphaeriaceae
Exons: 6
Coding region: 1-1938 (645 amino acids)
Biological process (GO): amine metabolic process
Molecular function (GO): copper ion binding; quinone binding; primary methylamine oxidase activity
Source: RefSeq, a predicted model, not a curated record
AUGGCGGAUACUACCCAUCCUUUCUCCCAGCUUUCGGUAGAAGAGAUCCGCACCACCGCCGCAAUCGUCUCCAAAUUACAUCCCGAUGCCAAUCUGAUAUUUAAGAGCAUUACGCUCGCCGAGUCCGCCAAGGCUGCAACACUCCGCUACCUUGAGGCCGAGCAUCGGGGCCUUGAGACGCGACCAAAUGUAGAUCGCUGCAGUUUCGUUGCCUACUACAAGAAGGGCCAUGACAUCUUGCACGAGGCUCUAGUCGAUCUAUCUACCAAGCAGCCAGUUUCGAAUAAGGCCCUCGACAGGCUCCUUCACGGUCCCGGUGACUUGGAGGAGGGGGUCAUGAUCGAAGUGGCCGUGAAGAAAGAUGAACAAGUCCGAAGAGAGCUGGAGAAUUUGCAGAUUCCCGACCCUGACUUAGUUGUCAUCGAACUAUGGAUAUAUGGAUCGGACGGCAAAAAUGACGAACGCCGACAAUACCAAUGCUACAUGUUCAGCCGAGACGUGAACAACCCCUCCGAACAAGAUAGCAACCACUACGCUCACCCUCUACCCAUCUCUCCAGUGGUGGACGUCAUGGCUGGCCGUGUUAUCCGCGUAGAUUAUUUGCCCACUGGAUCAGAUCACAAAGCGUCACCUCCAAAGCCGUUCAAGGCACAGCCCGCAAAUGAAUAUAUUCCCAAAUAUCACAAGCUGCGGCAAGACCUCAAGCCCCUUCGGGUUCUCCAGCCCCAAGGCGCUAGCUUCCAGAUUGUCCAGGAUUUCCCAGGCAUUCAUCUGGUGACGUGGCAAAAGUGGCGCUUCCGGGUCGCCUUCAACAGUCGCGAAGGUAUGGUCUUGUACGACGUUCGUUACGACGGUCGGCCUCUUUUUUACCGCAUAUCGCUGUCUGACAUGAACAUCCCCUAUGCGGAUCCUCGCGCGCCCUUCCAUAGAAAGGCUGCUUUCGACUUGGGUGAUGCUGGCACAGGCCUCACCGCUAACAAUCUGAAACUUGGGUGCGACUGCCUUGGAUCGAUUUUCUACUUGUCCGCUGUCCUGAGCAGUUCAACUGGUGGUGUCAUUGAAAAACCAAACUGCGUCUGUAUCCACGAGCACGAUAGUGGUAUCGGCUGGAAGCACACAAACUAUCGAACCGACAAUGCCUUCGUCACGCGUGCUCGUGAGCUCGUACUCCAGUCUAUUAUGACUGUGGCCAAUUACGAGUACAUUUUGGCAUUCCAUUUUACUCAAGCUGGCGACGUUAAUUACGAAGUUCGCGCUACCGGCAUACUGUCAACCCAGCCCAUUGACGAAGGCCUGCAAGUUCCAUGGGGAACUGUCGUGCAUCCUGGCGUACUUGCUGCUCACCAUCAGCAUAUCUUCUCCCUCCGCCUCGACCCUAUGCUCGAUGGUUACAAAAACAGAGUCAUCUAUGAGGAAGCACGUCCAAUGGAUCGAGAUCCAGUCCUCAACCCUUACGGCACUGGAUAUUACACGCAAUCGACAGUUAUUCAAAACUCCGCCAUCUUGAACGAGACCAACAAAUGCCCGGUGGGUUACAAGAUCAUGGUCCCGGACUUCCAGAAGAUGGUGGCAGAGGAGGGCUCGUUCCACAACAAGCGUGCCGAAUUUGCGGAUCACAAUAUCUACGUCACCAAGUACCGGCCCAAUCAGCUCUAUGCCGCCGGCCAGUACACGAAUCAAUCUCGCUGUGGGCAUGGUGCUCGGACUUGGUCAAAAUCCGGUGACAACGUCGCCGACGAGGAUAUCGUUGUUUGGGUCCAAUGUGGUAUUAACCAUGUUCCCAGAAUUGAAGGCUUCCCAGUCAUGCCAGUGGAGAUCAUCAAGGUUCACCUGCGCCCGGUCAAUUUCUUCAAUAUGAACCCAGCAAUCGAUGUUCCUCCGUCUACUCAGGAAACCAACCAGAGCUGCCAAAUUUCAAUUGGAAGUCUAAAGCUCUAA